UUAGAGAAGCUGUCAGACUUGUCAAAAAUUAAUAAUAUUGGCCCUUGUUUUCGGUAAAUUAAAAUUUUGAUUAUUAAUAUUUUCAUUACCACACACCUUGGGUAUGUGUUUAAUACCUAUUCAACUAUCUGUGUAAAAUAUAAUUCUAAAAUUUGUAACAACCAAUUUUGGACAAGAGGGAAUUAUGGAAGAACAGUCUUCAAGUUCUAAUUUACAGUCAUCGAAAAUGCAAUUAUUGGAAAGCUUACGAAUUUCUCUGAAACGACGACCACAAAUGAUUGAAUUGAUCAUGAGUAUGAGAAAGUGUAUUAAAAAGAAGAACGUUGUCAUAAAAAAAUUAAAACAAUGUUUGAAAGAAAAGAACGUCAGAACAACAUCCAUAAAUGCAUCUUCUCAAAACAACGUGUUCGAAUUGAAUAUUCCACACAGCAGUGAAAAUGAGACGCCAACCUCAGACAAUGACAACCAAUCUUUAAAAAAUACCAAGUCCACGCAAACACCUAAAGUAAAAACAAGCGAUACUGCGACACAAAUGGAGACAAUGAAAACAAAAAAAUGUGAGGAAAGCCUAGAAGCGGGAUGGAAUUUGCAUGAUGGUUCAGGAGAGAUGUCUCUUGCCGAGCAAGUGAAAGAGGUGGCCCAGACUGCCUUGCAGCAGACAGGGAUGGUGUAUGUUGAGUCAGCAGGCAUGUACUACGAUUACAAGACUGGUUAUUAUUAUAAUUCUGAACUGGGUCUCUACUAUCAUACCGAUACCAAUUGCUAUUACUACUAUUCAGACGAGAAGCAGAGCUUUGUCUUUCAUUCUUAUCCUGAUAGUAGCAUCGAGAAUCCUGGUUUAGUUGCUCAUAAUAAAAAGAAAGCUAGAAAGCACAAAGCUGUACAACUAAAAGAAGAUGUCAUGGAAAACCUGACGAAAAACUUAUCUCAGGAAAAUGAAGACAGCCACCUUAGGCUGAAGCAGAGGAAGAUUUCAAAAGUUAAAGAAUCCAAGAAUAAAAAACCUUUUAAAGCUAAAAUUGAUGAAAAUGGUGAUCAAUCUAUAGAAAAUAAUGGUGAAAAAUGUGAUGUUAUGGAGUUAGAAGACAAAGAACAAAAUAGUGAAGACACACAGGACACCAGCAAGAAGGACAACAAGGCAUCCAGGGAUCUCGAAGAUGGAGAAUGCAGUGAUUCAGCUGAUGAAGACUCUGGGUCAGACAAUGAAUGUUCAUCUAAUGCCAGCACAUCCACAUUAACUGAUGAUGAAAAUGUUGCAAAACACCAUCCACCGUGUAUGCGCGUGAUCGUCAGGGAAACUAGUCUACCCAAACUGAAAAUUGGAAAUCUUUUCCUGAUAACGAAAGAUGGCGGCACGAUCGGAAGGGAAGGGGAGCAACACGCUAUUGUUUUAAAAGACCACAACGUGUCUAGGAAUCAUUUGGACAUUCAAUACGACCUCGCACGACAGACGUACACCGCUGUGGAUCUAGGAUCUAAGAACGGAACGAUACUGAACGGCAUCAGAAUGUCUGAGAGUCAAGUCGUCAGCAAACGCGUCGAUGUCGUUCAUGGCAGCACGAUACACAUAGGCGAGACUAAACUGCUGUGCCAUGUGCAUCCGGGAAAUGACACCUGUGGCCACUGUGAGCCGGGCCUCGUGAUGACAUUAGAGGAGCGAGAGAAGAAAGUCGCGUACACGCGCACGUGCAGCGUGCAGCGGCAGCACCAGCUCGAGCUGGCGCGGCUGAAGAACAAGUACGCGCCGAAGGUGCUGAGCAUCGAGGAGACGGCGUACAACGACCGCGCGCAGGCCCGCCGCGACGCCGUCGGCUCCUCGCACGAAGCCGAGAAAACGCAGACUACAGACCUCGACACGUUUAUCGCGCCCGAGAAUAAAGGUUUCCGGCUACUAGAGAAGAUGGGCUGGUCCAAAGGCGAAGGACUCGGGAAGGACAGCCAGGGAGAAAUAGAACCGGUACCUCUGAUUAGUAACGAAGGUAAGGCAGGGCUUGGUACACCCGGAGCUUCAAACGUGCCGCCCCUUGUACCCACCAGAACUACCAAAAAUACCCUCGGUCCGGCCACUUUGAGGCUGGCAACACGAACGAAAAUGCUACAACCGCCCGCCAAAGCUUUCAGUCAAGACAAUGGCGAGGAAUCAGAAUGAAUUAUAGCAAUUCAUCAUCCAUAAAUAAAUGUUGUAUAUUAAUUAAUAUUCUUACUGGUGGUAGGACUUCAUGUGAGUCCGCACGGGUAGGUACCACCACCCCGCCUAUUUCUACCGUGAAACAGUAAUGCUUUUCGCCUUCAAGGGUGGGGCAGGGGCAGCCGUUGUAACUAUACUGAGACCUUAGAACUUAUAUCUCAAGGUGGGUGGCGCAUUUACGUUGUAAAUGUCUAUGGGCUCCAGUAACCACUUAGCACCAGGUGGGUUGUGAGCUCGUCCACUCAUCUAAGCAAUAAAAAUAUAUAUAUAUAUUAUUUGUAGCAGUCUCGAAGAUGGUCGAAUCGUCUCUUAAUGAAAAUACAUAUACCUAGUCAGGUCAUAAAUUCUGUCACAUGUUUAAUGUAAAAUAAUUGAAACAAGUUUAUUCAUUAUGUAACCAUUCAUAUACCAAAAUGAACUUAACAAAACAUAGAUUCUUAUGACACUAAAGUUUAUUCAAAAUGACCUCCGUGAUUUUGAAUACAGGCCUUCAAUCUGCGCGGCCAGUCGUCUAUCGCAGCACGAACGAGGUCCAUGUCAAUAUCGGCGGCUGCCUUAAUCAAGGAUGUCUUGAGUGAUUCCAAAUUGGGAUGAGGCUUUGAGCACGCCUUUUCCUCCAAGUGUUGCCAUAUCUUGUAAUCUAACGGAUUCAAAUCUGGACUGGAGGAGGGCCAGUCUUCGUGCCGGAUGAAGUCGAUUUCACGCGCCGCCAGCCAGUCUUGUGUGCUCUUCGCUCUAUGAGCUGGCGCCGAAUCUAUUUGGGAUACCCAGUGCCUGUUAUUGAACAUGGUAUGAGAAACAGGUUCCACAAGGUUCGUCAGGACUAUAUUUUGAUACACAACUGCAUUCGUUUUUACACCUUUCUCACAAAAAUGUACCUCUAUUAAGCCCCAAUAAGAAACUCCCAACCAUACCAUGAGCGAGGAUGGAAAAUGACCUCGUUGGACACGCGGAAUACGGUUGCUCGCUUCUUCACUACUGUGUGCGUACACCUUAUCAUUUUGUUUGUUGUAGCUCUCUUCUACGGUAAAAAAUUUUUCAUCCGAAAAAAGAAUUUCCCGAUAUUUUUUCUUCGCGUGCCGCUUCAACAAAGCGCGGCAUCUCUUCAGUCUCAGGUCCAUUAGACGAGCAUUCAAGCGAUGUCCUGUUUUUCUUCGAUAUGCCCGAAGCCCUAAGUCUUCAUUUAACACCCUUUUCACCGUGGUUCUGCUUAACCCCAUCUGAAGGGCCAACAGUUUCUGCUUACGUUUGGGAUUUCUUUGAAUUCGCGCCUUCACAGCUUUUAUCACUGCUGGAAUCCUAACAGACCGAGGGCGACCACUUCUUGACCUGUCAUCUACACUAGAGUCUUCAUUGUAUCGUUUGAUGGUACGAUAAACGAAUCUUUUCGUUAUAUUCAAAUUUUUCAGUAUGUUAAAAAUUUGAAUUGGCGCGUAACCGCAACGAUGCAACGCAAUAACUGCAACACGGUCUUCUUUAAGCGUCCACUCCAUAUUUAAAAAUGAGUAAAAUUCUUUUUAGAAUGUAUACAAAAUACAUAUAAUGUAUACAUUAUAUACAAUGUAUACAUAUAACAAAAAUGUAUACUUUUGUAUACAUUUUUAUUUUCAUGAACAAUUCGAAUUCAAUAAACUUUUUUGUGGCCAGCAUUCUAAAAGAAAAGUUAUUACUGUGUGACAAUACUUAUGACCUGACUAGGUAAUUAUGAUUAUUAUUAUUGUGGUCUUCGCGGAAGAAAAACAAUGUGUUAAUUAAUUAGGAUUACCUUAUUAUUUUUCUUUAAAUGUAAAUAAUUAUUUGUCUCUUGAUGUGAUGUGUACAGUAAUUGUAUUAAAAUAAAAACUGAGAAAUGAAA
This is a messenger RNA of Bombyx mori (domestic silkworm), 4043 nucleotides long. Its product is annotated as angiogenic factor with G patch and FHA domains 1. The record is from RefSeq and is a predicted model, not a curated record. The transcript has 11 exons. The coding region runs from base 185 to 2149 and encodes 654 amino acids. Gene Ontology annotation, molecular function: nucleic acid binding; protein binding. Lineage: Eukaryota; Metazoa; Arthropoda; Insecta; Lepidoptera; Bombycidae.